Molecule: messenger RNA, 1090 nt
Organism: Sphaerulina musiva SO2202
Lineage: Eukaryota; Fungi; Ascomycota; Dothideomycetes; Mycosphaerellales; Mycosphaerellaceae
Exons: 2
Coding region: 308-589 (93 amino acids)
Source: RefSeq, a predicted model, not a curated record
CUGAUAUCAUACCACCACUCUCAAUCAUAUAACAACCAGCUUGCAAUCUUCCAAUCCGUGAUCAUGAUCCAAAGCAGAAAAACAUCUACUAUUGCACCUUCAACACCUCGACCAGCAGCAAUCAAUACCAAUCAGCACUACUACUCCCGCCUCGACUACUACUGCAGCAUCGUCGAGAAAGCACUACAGACAAGCCGACCCAGUGUACAUUUCUACUAUCUGAACACAAAGCAACACCGGCCCAUCAGCAGCAGCAGCAGCAGCACCAGUCAAUAAGCCCCCCAACCGAAUAGACAACAGCCACAGAAUGUCCGCAGUCCGUGGUUUCGUUGUUUUGGGUAGCAUUGCAGCCGUUCCUCUCGGCCUCGUCUACGGUCACGCGGCGCGCCAGCUCAGCAGCAGGGCUUCGAGUGCCUAUAGUCAACGAACUGGGGUUUUUGCUUCACUUCCCAAUAAAAACAACAAAUCUGUCGAUCCUCAGCAGGCGGAGAAGGAUAGGUUGAGAGCAAUUCGCAGGGCAGAGAUCCAAGAAGGUAUCCGUUCGGAGCUGGAGUGGUUGCAUCAGAAUGACUUGACAUGCACGUUAUGACUACGAGAUGCUUGUGGUGGUCUUUAAGAGAGAGAGAACGAAAAUAUACCAGGUAAUGAUGGAAGGCGUUUGGGAGGGCUUCUUUUUCGGGAGUGGAUGCUUCGUGGCCCUGUAUGGUCAUUUGAGAUAAUUUCAGUCGUAUCGUUUUCGACCUCAAUCUCGUACUGCAUCUUCUCGUGCCUCUUACCGUCUUUGCUGGAGGGUGAGAGAGGGAGGCAAGGAGGAAGAGGAGGAGGGAGCGGAGAGGAACUCAGUUCUACACUACCGAGGCCUCUAGCUCUGCCAAGCAUUUCCAGUCCUUCUAACAGGUAAUGAAUGAAAACUGGAUCUUGCGUUGUCAAUUCCCUAAAUACGUUCGGUGAAAGUGACAGUGGUAAUUAUGAGGCACGGAAGCAAUAGUGAAAUGAUGUGGCAUGGUAUUAAGAAGUACCUCCAUGUAUUCUAGGAGGCACAAGUGCGCUCGGGAGGACUUAUGUACCGUAAUGCAGCCUGCACUUUGAC